Molecule: messenger RNA, 1856 nt
Organism: Larimichthys crocea (large yellow croaker)
Lineage: Eukaryota; Metazoa; Chordata; Actinopteri; Sciaenidae
Gene: bcl10
Product: BCL10 immune signaling adaptor
Exons: 3
Coding region: 409-1143 (244 amino acids)
Biological process (GO): adaptive immune response; positive regulation of extrinsic apoptotic signaling pathway; apoptotic process
Cellular component (GO): CBM complex; cytosol
Molecular function (GO): NF-kappaB binding; kinase activator activity; transcription coactivator activity
Source: RefSeq, a predicted model, not a curated record
UCAGUUAACACGGUAACAAACACGAACACAAGUUGGACACCUGUGGUCUGGCAUGCUGCUGUAAGAGACGUUUUUAUCUGAGUUGUAAAGUUUUUAAAGUACAUGAAUGAGCUGUGAGGGUGGGAGCGCUGACUCUGCUGACCGCCUCUUCUCGUCUUUCUCUUCUCUCGUCGUGUCGACGUAAACCUCGACACAAUCAGGAAGUCCGGGGACUUUUUUACACACCGAAAACUUGAAUGGAGAGUGGAUCCGACACUUUGUAACGAACAAACAAUGAGGAGACGCAUUUGUUAACGCUUAGAGGUGUUUUAUUUAUGUAGUUUGUUCACCUUAUUGCGUGCGCGUCUUGUCUUAUUCGUCGUUAAUUACCCCGGAACACCUGGAUUUUCACUUUGCGGGGUUAAGGUGAUGGAUGUUCCUCAUCUCACUGAAGAUGACAUGGCCGAGAUUAAAAAGGAUGUGCUGACCCGACUGCGGCACUACCUCUGCGACAAGAUCAGAGCCGAGCGCCACCUGGACUACCUGCGCUCUCGCAGGAUCCUGACACGGGAUGACGCAGAGGAGAUCAGCUGCAGGAGCACGCAGACCAAGAGGACGGCCAUGUUGCUGGACAUGCUUGCCGAGAACCCCCGAGGCCUGGACGCCUUGACCGACUCCAUAAGGGAGAUGCGCUCCCAAAACUUUAUCAUCACCAAAAUCACAGACGAGGUGCAAAGGGCCAAAAAUGAGAAGCUGGAGUCUCUCAGAGCAGGGGCAUCCAGUUCCUCAUCUGAAAGCAACCUCAGCACACCGACCAUAUCCAGCGACCUCUCGUCGACGUUUUCAAACAACUCCACCUUGCUCUUCCACCCGGACGGAGAGCAGAGCCCUUCAACUUCAGACGUAGCAGGCUCGCUCAACCUGCCAUCGUUACAGCCCUCCGGAUCUGGUGCUAGCAUCGCCGUAGCUUCUUCUACAACCUCCUCCAGCCUCCUGAGGCCCGGAGACCCGGGUGCUCCUCCGCUGCCUGAUGAGGUUCUGGUCGAAUCCCCCUCCAACUUAGAUGCGGGAGCGUCGGGGUGCACCAGCAGCGGGGGGGACCCAAACUUCCAGCCGCUCCGGUCACGCUCGCUCACUCCAACAUCACAUAGGAGCAUCUUCUAAGUUCACAUCUCAAUAGGACUGUUGUCAUGCAGUUAAAGAGACAAAUCAGCUGAAUCCUCGGACACUCGACUCAUAUACAACACUCUCUCACUCUCUUCGGUGUUGCUCUUGCCUUUUAAUUAGGCAAUUACUAAAAAAAAUGCUAUACAUGGGAUAUACUACUACUAUACCGAUCAGCUUUUUACAAGAGCAAAAAGGGCAUUUGUUACUUGGGCUGUGGUAUUGUUUGUACGCUUUUCAUACUUGGUGUCAAACUGAAAUGAGGGCCUGUUUGAUACUUACUCAUUACUUUCCGAUGCUCAUGCUUCAAACACCUUUUGGUGUUGUGAGGUUCGAUACCCGUGUCAAGAUGUUAGGAGUCAAGAAAAUGUGACUCACCCACUCCUCUUCUUUUGUCUGGAGGUGUGAUUUCCUGAUAAAACUGUGUAGCGUGACAACAUGAAAGUUUUUUAUACACUGGAGUGACUACACGAUAGGUGUGUAAGUCUGAUCUCAUGAGAAGGUGCCUUUUGUUGUAGCUCCAAAACGAUUGCUGUCCACUCCAUCCUGCGCAGCAUUAAACUAACGAGCUGUUGCUUUACAUUUUCGUCACUACACGAGUCUUAAAUCUCAGAGCAUGUUGUGAAAUUCAGUCAGUGUCUUGCUUAUUACUUCAUUCACUGCUUAUGUACUAUGUAACUAUUGCUUACUAAAGGUUUUCUGUAUGAAUUCAA